Molecule: messenger RNA, 1702 nt
Organism: Phyllotreta striolata
Lineage: Eukaryota; Metazoa; Arthropoda; Insecta; Coleoptera; Chrysomelidae
Source: the annotation of a GenBank genome assembly
ACCAAUACGUCCUUCUCCUUGUUCUUGUCGAGCUGGUUCUUCUCUCCGACGAGUGAUUGCGAACGAAGGACGUGCCGCGUGGUUCUUGUAGUAUAUAAGCGCUAAGUUAUUUAUUUUAGUUUGUAAAUAAUGGCAACACAAGCUGUUCCGAUGGAGAACGGAGAAGACUUUUCGAAAGACGUGUCCGCCGAAGUGCAACAAAACGGUUCAGGAGAUGCCCCGCCGAUGGAUAGCGGUAGCGCAGUUACGCCCGGCCGAGACGACGAUAGGAAAUUGUUUGUUGGCGGCAUGAGUUGGGAAACUACAGACAAGGAAUUGCGGGAACACUUCGGACAGUACGGCGAAAUCGAAAGUAUAAAUGUUAAAACGGAUCCGAAUAGCGGCCGGUCGAGGGGCUUCGCCUUUAUAGUAUUCAAAACGACGGAGGCCAUCGAUAAAGUGGUGGCGGCCGGCGACCAUGUCAUAAACGGUAAAAAAGUGGACCCUAAAAAGGCGAAAGCGAGGCACGGGAAAAUAUUCGUAGGCGGUUUGACGACUGAACUAUCCGACGACGACAUUAAAAAUUACUUCGCCCAAUUCGGAACGAUCAUCGAAGUCGAAAUGCCAUUUGACAAGCAAAAGAAUCAAAGGAAAGGAUUCUGUUUCAUCACAUUCGAAGCCGAACAAGUCGUUAACGAACUGUUGAAAACACCCAAACAGACCAUCAAAGAUAAAGAAGUGGAUGUAAAGAAAGCCACGCCGAAGCCGGAUCAGAUGGGGCCGAUGAUGAUGAUGGGCGGCAGGGGGAUGCGAGGACGAGGCGGUAUGAGGGGCGGUCGCGGAGGACGAGGCGGUUACGGCAACCAGAAUUGGAAUCAAGCAUAUGGUAAUUAUGGCGGAUACAGUCAAGGCUACGGCUACGACAGUUACGGUCAGGGUUAUGAUUAUUACGGUGGCGGCUAUGGCGGAUACGGCGGUUACGACUACUCCAAUUAUGGAAACUAUGGUGGUUCCGGUUAUCAAGGCGGCGGUAAACAGAGAGGAGGCGGUGGCGGCGGUGGCGGUGGACAACGCAACCAAAGGCACCAGCCCUACUAGAUGAAAAACACGUUCUGGUGUGAAAUGUAAAAUAAAUACAUUCAUUAUGUGAUUCAAUUAAUUUUUUCGGUUCAUCAUAGAGUCAUUUCAUCAUACAAACAAAAAUUUUCCAAAUCAUUCCAUUUCGAGACGGUGUUUGGAAAAUGCCGAAAACGUACAAAAAAUUUUUAUGUUCAACAUGAAAAGAAUCGAGAUUUCUUUGUUUUUUCUUCUUUUUGAUAAAUUGAUUAGGAAAUGUCUUCGAUAUAAUUAAUAAGUUGCGAUUUUUGUUAUAAUAAUCAAUUAGUAAUGAUGUAAACGUAGCAUUUAGGUUUAUGUAUCUUGUGUACGAGUGAUGGGAGGGCGAUUGUGUACUUCCAUAUUAGUAUAACAGAAAUUUAAUAAAUUCGAGAAAGUUUUGUCUAUUUAAUUUUUAAUUGAGCGUCUCUGUUGAUUGAAAAUAGUUUUUAAGAUAAGUCUUCUCUGCGAUUUUGUAAUGAUACAAUGUAUUUCGAUUUUCAGAUUAAGGUGUUGUCCGUUGGUGUGUUGUCUUUGAAAAGAUAAUUUCGAAAAAAUACAUUACCGGAAUUGAACCUCAGGCGUUAACAUUUUUUUUUAUUUAUAAAAUAAAAAUAUAAUUAAAGUA